Funneliformis mosseae is the source of this 1692-nucleotide messenger RNA. The record is from the annotation of a GenBank genome assembly. NCBI's taxonomy places the organism in Eukaryota, Fungi, Glomeromycota, Glomeromycetes, Glomerales, Glomeraceae.
AUGGGACAUAGUAACUUUUCCAUCAAAAGAUUUUCAAACAAGUUAAAAUUUCCAAAACUUUCAAAGUUAACAAAAUCCAAACCAGUAUUAAUACCAGAUAUAUUGGAUGAAAUAUUCCGUUGUUUAAGUGAUGAUCGAACGUCUUUGCAUUCUUGUAUCCUGGUGAGCAGACUUUGGUGUAGGUUAGCCAUACCAAUAUUAUGGAGCAAUCCAUUCAUGAAACCGAAUUAUUAUGGAUAUUUUGCCGUACGUACAUAUAUCUGCUGUUUGGAUGAAUCAGAAAAGUCCCUGUUGCGUCAGCAACAGAUUCGAAUUCCAACCCAUCCAUCCCCACCAUUAUUUGAUUACCCUUCAUUCCUCUUGACAUUUAUCUAUAGCAAUUUUGCUAUAGGUCUCGAGGAUUUCGUUACCGGAAACGAAAUCGAUUUUUUGCACAUGAAUGGGAAAAGGAUGAUCAUAUCCAGCGUAAUCGUCAACAUGAUCUUUUCUCGAUCUCGAGGUAUCAGAGAAUUUGAUUAUUACCGGACUCAUCUGUCUAGACAGAUCAUCCUUACAUUAGACCAUUCAUUAUCGUUGCUUGGAGGAAAAAGAGAAGAGAGAGUAGGUUCAAGUCAUUCCUUGAUAAACAAUUCGUUGGAUAAGAUUCAAUCAUUUAGAUUUAAUGGAAGCUGUAUCAUGGAUGAAGUUUAUUCGAUAACAUGGCCAAAUUUCCUUAAUACCAUCUCAUCAUCCGCGACGAAUAUCAAACAUUUAUCUUUCCGUUUAAAUAAUACAGAAUUUAGCGUGCAAUCAAUUUAUAAUUCGAUUGCGAAUCUAGUUGGAUCCCAAAGGGCUCUAAAAAGUUUUGAGAUAAACGAAAUUUGGAUACCUCGACAUGAUAAAGUGAUCUUUAAUUCAUUAUGUAAACAAGGAGAUUCCUUAAGUCAUAUUAGAUUAUUUGGUAGGGUUAGAUUAAGUUGUUUAAUGGAAGUGUUAGUGAUUUGUAAUAAUUUAACCACGUUAGAAGUUGAAGAAUUCCAUAAAAAUGACCACGUGCCCAUAUUAAAAUAUAGGAAUGCAAAUAUUUCUAUAAACAAACUUUGUUAUUUGCAAAAUCAACCGGAAAGUUCUACCGUUAACACUCAUAAUGACUAUGGAAUUUCCUUCCUGUUACAAAUGAUAUCGAAUAACUUAAAAACAUUUACCUGUAAAUAUUUUUGUUCCGAAUACUUUAUCAAUUUAAAAAAGUACUCGGUGAACUUGACUCAUCUGCGUAUCAUCAUUAAAUCUCAGACCAUAUCAAGGUUUAGUAAAGUAUUGUCUUUGAUGAAUUCUUUGAAGCAAUUGUAUGUAGAAUCUCCUAAAGAGGAGUAUUGUUUAUUCACGGAGGCCAUGAUCCAUCAAUUAGCUCAUUCAUUACCUUACUCCUUACACCACUUAUCCCUAAAUCUUUCCUUCACUAUGGGAUUACUAAAAACAUUCUUGAGUGCAUGUUCAAUACAUUUAAUUUCUUUCGAGUUAUUUGUUAUAUAUGAACCGCAUAGAAAAUAUUCUUUGUUCAUCAUGGAAUAUUACGAUAGAGUUGGCAGUUUACAAUUUAUAAAAUUGAGCAGAUAUCUUUUAGAAAAAUAUCAUUUUAGUUUACAUUAUAAAAAGAAACUUUCCUAUAAGGUAAUUGAAUCUCUGCCAAUUUGGAUUCAAGAUCAAUUUUAA